AUGGCUCCACCCAAAUAUGAACUCUACUACAACCCCUUCUCGAUCUGCUCGCUCAUGGUCCUGUACACGCUGCGUCUGAAAGGCGAGCCGAAAUCACCCGCCGACGCGGUCGAACCAGAAGAAGUGUUCAUCGACAUUUACACGGGCGAACAGAUGAUGGAGAGUUAUCUAGAGAAACACCCGAAGGGCACGGUCCCCGCAAUGUUGGCGCCCGAGCUGGGCGUCAAGUUGAUCGACAGCACAGAUAUCACGUCGUACCUCAUGGAUAGGUACCCUUCGCUGCGUCCCGACGCGCACAGACAGACCAUCGACUCGCUGCUCCAGGAACUGCAUGAGAUCUCGUACGUCACGCUGUCGUUCAAGCCCGAGGAGCGAAGGGUCGAGGGCGUCAUGGAUGCGGUGCGCAAAAUCAUGGAGCGACCCGACACGAGCGACAAAUAUCGCAAGUUGCUGCAGGGGAAGUUUGACAACCACGCGGCCGCGCUCCAGAAAUUCGCAGCCAACAAGCAAUCCGUUGAGAGUGUCGACGCCGACUCGGUCCGCUAUCUGGAGAAGAUAAGCGAGCUCCUGGCGCGACAAGGGGGUGGCCAAGCAUCCUGGCUCUUCGGCGACGACGUCGGUCCCACGGCCCUGGAUGCACACACCGUGGUAUUUAUUGCGAGGUUGCUGGAUGCGAAGCGCGAACCUUUGAUCCCUGCGGAUGUGCUGGCGUAUGGAAGGCCAAAGCUCCAGGCUAAGGAAUGGCUGGGCAUCACGAACGGGAAUCCGACGCUGCAUAGCUUGUACGUCAAGGGGGAGAAGGGCGGACAUUGA
Messenger RNA from Cladophialophora carrionii CBS 160.54, 813 nucleotides. RefSeq lists its product as uncharacterized. Bases 1 to 813 code for a protein of 270 amino acids. Lineage: Eukaryota; Fungi; Ascomycota; Eurotiomycetes; Chaetothyriales; Herpotrichiellaceae. The transcript is spliced from 3 exons. The record is from RefSeq and is a predicted model, not a curated record.